CCUUGUUUUGGGAUGGGGUGUGUAAGUGAGGAUCAGGUGUCCUUUGCAUUCACACUGUCCCUCUCUCUAUUAGGAUUUUUUGAUCAGAGAUCAGAAAGAGAGGGAGUGAGGAGGUGACAGUGGGAGAAUGGAGGGAGGAGGCAGAAAGGGCAGAAAGCCAGGGGCUGAGUGAGUCUGGGGCACAGGAAAGAGAAGACAUAUACAACUACUUUGGCAGAUUGAAUGUGACUUAAUUAAGUAGUAGGAAAUAUUUUAAAAUAGGUAAUAAUCAAACUUUCAGUAAAUAACAGGAUUUUUAGCCAUAUUUACAGAAUAUAAACUGGAACAGUGAUAUCACUUUACAGCAAGCAGUUAUAUAAGGACCUUUCUGCCUAAAACAAAUACUAUAUACAUUUAAGGAACUGGAUUUAUAGAUUGACUUGUGCCAUGCUGUAAGAGAGAGAAAAUGGUAGGUACAGGAAAAAGUAACAGGUUUAUAGAAUCUGGUCAAGAGGAGCAGACACACUCCUGUCACUUAGAUAAUUGAGCCUUUCUGUUCAGAUGACUGGGUUCCAGCCACUUACCCUUGGGCACCCUUAAAUAAGGACCAUGUCAACAGCAGUUUCCUCCUCAUCAAUGGACAGAGAGGGGGGCCUUGCAGGACUUGGCAAGAAGAACCCAUUUGCCGGACUAUGCUGGAGGAGGUUAGAGGAGCCAUUAGGAUUUAUUAAGUUGCUGGAAUGGCUGUUUGCUAUAUUUGCCUUUGGAAGUUGUGAGUCAUACAGUGGAGAGACAGCAGCAACUGUCAUGUAUCCUAGGCAAGAGCUUCACUCAGUGCCCCCUACAUACAUUUUUUUCUUGUCUUGGCUGUAUCGCCAACGCUAUGAGAUGCCAGAUUGUGAAGAUAUUGAAAGGCGUAUUCUUCACCUGACAGGGGAUUUCUCAGCCCCUGCAGAGUUCUUUGUGACCAUGGGAGUAUUUGCAUUCCUAUACUCCAUGUUUGCACUGGUUAUCUAUCUACGUUUCCAUGAAGAAUACACAAAGAUUCGCAGAGUGCCAAUUGUGGAUUUGUGUGUGACUGGUGCCUUUGCCUUUUUGUGGCUUGUGGCAGCUUCAGCUUGGGGAAAAGGCCUGAUGGAUGUGAAGGUGGUCACUCAACCUUCCAGCCUUGUCUCAUCAAUGCCUCUAUGCCAAAUGGAAAAAGACACUUGCAAUGCUGCCUCUUCACCAUAUUUUGCCCUUGCUAAUCUAUCCGUGCUCUUUGGCUUUCUGAAUUUCCUUAUCUGGGCUGCCAAUAUAUGGUUUGUGUUUAAAGAAACCAUGGUCAGUAAGAAACCUGCCCCCAAAGAGGAAUCUGCAGUGUGGAGAGGUUGAGGACCACGAGUGAUACAUACAUAUUCCUGGGUUUCCAACAUCAACGCUCAUCUCCUGAAAUUCUAGGAAUGAAAUUCUCCCCUUUUCUCUAACAGGCUUAAAAUCGACAAACUGUUCAAUUCUUUAUGAUCUUUAUUAUUUGCCUUGACACAGUCCACUCUUUUAGCGAAUAUGCUCCAAAAACAUAUAUAUAUAUAUAUAUAUAUUUUUUUUUUUUGUGUGAAUACAGGUUUGGUUGCCUCAUAUUUAAUACAGCCUAGUAUACAGCAUAUUUUAUCUGUCACAACAAGUAACCCAUAGAUACAAAUGAAGAAAGCAGGGCUGAGCUCUUUAUAAUUCAGCCAAUAAUAGUAUUAUUUUUAAAUAUGUGUGACCCAUAUUAAGCUUUCUAUUGGAAUUGUCCCAUAUCCUUUUCAAAGAGAAUAAUCUUUCUCAACUGUCCACAGUAAGAUGACCCAUCUAUCUCCA
Messenger RNA from Xenopus laevis (African clawed frog), 1821 nucleotides. RefSeq names its product synaptophysin-like protein 2 (gene sypl2.L). The record is from RefSeq and is a predicted model, not a curated record. Bases 589 to 1353 code for a protein of 254 amino acids. Lineage: Eukaryota; Metazoa; Chordata; Amphibia; Anura; Pipidae. The transcript is spliced from 6 exons.